CGCGCGCGACGAUGGUGGCCAACGAAGCGCUCGCGGCGAGCCUGAGGGCGUCUCAGGUUCCCCCGUUCAAGGUGAUGGAGGUGAUGAUCGCGGCGCACGCACGCGAGCUCGCGGGCCUCCCCGUGCUUCACAUGGAGGUGGGCCAGCCCUCCGACGGGGCGCCCGCGCACGUGUGCGAAGCGUCCAAACGCGCGCUCGACGCGUGCGCCGCGGGUCGCACCACCCUCGGGUACACGAUAUCCGACGGCAUCGAUCCGCUGCGCGCCGCCAUCGCGAGGGACUACGAGACUCAAUACGGCGUGGCGGUGGACCCCGCGGACGUCAUGGUCACCACCGGGUCAUCCGCCGCUUUCGUCCUGGGCUUCACCGCGGCGUUCGACCACGGCGAUCGCGUCGCCAUCGCCACUCCGGGGUAUCCCGCGUACCGCAACAUCCUCGAGGCGCUCGGCGUGGAGGUAGUGUCGAUCCCGGUGGACGCGUCCACGAACUUCCAACCCACGGUGGGGCUCCUGGACGCCGCGUUGGACGGCAAACCCAUCAAGGGGCUCAUCGUCGCGUCCCCUUCCAACCCCACCGGGACGGUGCUGACGCGCGCCGAGCUGUUCGAGCUGAUCGACUGGUGCAAAUCGAAGAAGGUGUGGUUCGUGUCGGACGAGAUCUACCACAAGAUCGAAUACGGCGAGGAGCGCGCGACGACGGCGCUGGAGGCGCCGGGAGGAGCCGAGACGUGCUUGGUGAUCAACUCGUUCAGCAAGUACCACUGCAUGACCGGCUGGAGAGUCGGCUGGGCCGUGGUUCCACCCGCUUUGCAACCGGCGAUGCGAGCGCUGCAGCAAAACCUCUUCAUCAACGCGCCCAACAUCGCGCAGAUCGCCGCCGCCGCCGCGCUCGACCCGGAGUGCGACGCCGUGCUGAGGGGCCACGUGGCGAAAUACGCCAGGAAUCGCGAGAUCUUGAUGGCGGGGCUCCCGGAGGCGGGGUUCACCAAACUCUCCUCCGCGGGUGGGGCGUAUUACAUCUACGCUGACGUGUCCGACUUGUCGACCGAUUCCAUCGCGCUGUGCAAGCGCAUCCUGGACGUCACCGGCGUGGCGUGCGUCUCGGGGGUGGAUUUCGACAGGGAGCGGGGGCACCACUUCGUGAGGUUCUCGUUCUGCGGCAGCACGGAGACGUGCGAGGAGGCGGUGAGGAUCCUUCGCGAGAAGCGCGAAGAGUGGCAAAAGCACUGAAAAAGAAGAGCGCCGUGCGACGAGGGGUCUCGAGAAAACGCGAGACGGCCCUCGGCGCAUCCGGGGCGCGUUGGUCCAAACCUGACCACGAACCGAUACGCCACCGGAGGGGGUUCUUCGAUUUGAACGACGAUGAACGAACCCUCUCCCGACGAAUCGAAUCGCAAACGACGUCGCUCGGUUGGCGACGAAUGAAAUCAUUUAUUAUCGAAUCAAAGCGCGUU
Micromonas commoda is the source of this 1453-nucleotide messenger RNA. RefSeq names its product aspartate aminotransferase (gene ASP3). Lineage: Eukaryota; Viridiplantae; Chlorophyta; Mamiellophyceae; Mamiellales; Mamiellaceae. The transcript has 2 exons. Bases 12 to 1229 code for a protein of 405 amino acids. The record is from RefSeq and is a predicted model, not a curated record. Gene Ontology annotation, biological process: biosynthetic process. Gene Ontology annotation, molecular function: pyridoxal phosphate binding.